Molecule: messenger RNA, 753 nt
Organism: Juglans microcarpa x Juglans regia
Lineage: Eukaryota; Viridiplantae; Streptophyta; Magnoliopsida; Fagales; Juglandaceae
Product: E2F-associated phosphoprotein
Exons: 3
Coding region: 95-580 (161 amino acids)
Biological process (GO): positive regulation of cell population proliferation
Cellular component (GO): nucleus
Source: RefSeq, a predicted model, not a curated record
CACAGCCCGCCAAGUCGCCGACGGUCUAAUUUCUGGCGACUGGAGCGAGUCGUCCAUUUCAAUUAGAGAGAGAGAGAGAGAGAGAAGUCGUGAGAUGGAAGUAGGCGGCAACAAAGGAGACAGCAUGGUGGAGUCCCCAACCCAUUCUCAGCAAACCAUAUCUGAUGAUGAUGAAAUAGACUACUCUGUGAAACCAGAGUUCUAUGAUCCCGAUCUUGAUGAUAAAGAUGAAGUAUGGGUUCAAAAGAGAAGAAAAGGUCGCAACUCUGAUGCUGUUCUUAGCUGCCCAGCUUGCUUUACAACUCUGUGCCUAGAGUCCCAAAGGCAUGAAAAAUAUGUCACCCAGUACAGGGCUGUAUUUGUGAUGAACUGCAAGGUUAAUAGCGACCAAGUAUUUGCGGAGAAACAUUCCAAACCGAGAAAAGGCAAAAGAGGGAGGACAUCUGGUGAGAGUGAAUCAGGCUUUUCCGGGUCUGAAACAUUGCAUAAAGUAAGCUGCUCUGCUUGCUCUACAGAGGUUGGCAUCAUUGAUCAAGAUGAGGUUUAUCAUUUUUUCAAUGUUCUUCCAAGUGAGUCUUGACAUGCCUAGUUUCAUUACAUGUGGCAUGAAAUGGGUUGCGUGGUUCCAGUUCCAUUACAUCUGGCUGUCCCGAAUUUUCUUGUUACAAAAAUUUACCGUAUUCAUUAGCAAUCUUUUCACUGAAAUUUCAAAGCAAAAGCCUGUAACAGUUCGCAAGUCUCAAGCUUUCUAGA